CUCUGAUUGACGGAUGCAGAAACGAGGCGAUAAGAAGUGGCCCCACCCGCCUCCACUGUGGGCCCCACAUUAACCCUCCAAAUGGACGGUAGUAACAGUGGGGUUGACCAAAUAUGCUUCUGCUGUGUUUCAACAGCUAGCAACAGAGUUCAGCUUCUUCGUAUAAGCAUUCACUUACCUUCCCAUCCCAUGUUCUCUUUCUCAUCGCAAUUUUUUUUCUUUUUUCUUUUAAUUUUCCUCUCAAGUGGAGCAUUCAGGUUGUUAGAGCGUCCAUUGAGCUUUCAAUCUGUGGCUGGAUUUUGAUCUCUCUGAGUUUAAAAUGGAUCCAAAAGGAAGCUUAUGUGCUACAAGGUCCUCUUCCUUAACCUCUCCUGGGAAUGGACUACAAACAAAUUUGUCGUCAGAUCCUCCCUCUUUCUAUGGGGUCAGGAUUGAAUCACCUUUCGAAGAAUUCAUCCAACCCUCUCCUCCAACCCAAUCUGUACUUCCAGGUGAAUCUAACACAGAUAUUGAUAUCCCUGACCAGGAAAAUUGUCCACUGAGUGACUCCUCACAUACCAGUAAACUCCAAGAUUGGAAUCCAAGUGCGAUGUUGAAUAACCUUUCCUUCCUUGAAGUAAAGAUUCAUCAGCUUCGGGAUCUAGUGCAUGUAAUUGUUAGUAAAAAGUGCCAACCUUUUGGACAACCUCAUGAACUAGUGACUCAGGAACAACAGCUCAUCACAGCCGAUCUUACAUCGAUUAUUGUUCAAUUGAUCUCUACUGCUGGUAGUCUUCUCCCCUCUGUUAGGCACACCCUCACAAACGCAAAUCCCUUGGUUGGCCAGCUUGACCAGCUUCAUGGGAUUAACCUCCCUUUUGAAUCAGAACCAAGUAGUGGUAUUAGGCCACAAAAUAACAGUGGAAAUAAACUGUUUGAUCAGUCCAUUCAGAAUGAUCUACCAAAUAAAUUGGAAAUGGAGCAAAACUACAAUAUGGAAGAGCAUGAGCCAAAAGAUGAAGAAGAUGUGGAUGAGGGAGAGAAUCUUCCACCCGGUUCCUACGAGAUUUUGCAAUUAGAAAAAGAAGAAAUCCUCGCCCCUCACACACAUUUCUGUACAAUAUGUGGGAAAGGAUUCAAGAGGGAUGCAAAUCUCCGAAUGCACAUGCGCGGCCAUGGUGACAAGUACAAAACUCCUGCAGCUCUUGCAAAACCACACAAAGAAUCCGGGUCUGAACCAAAGCUCAUCAAGAGGUAUUCCUGCCCCUAUAACGGCUGCAAGCGUAACAAGGAUCACAAGAAAUUCCAACCACUAAAGACCAUUUUGUGUGUCAAAAACCACUACAAGAGAACACACUGUGACAAGAGCUACACUUGCAGCAGAUGCAACACCAAGAAGUUUUCAGUCAUGGCAGACCUUAAAACUCAUGAAAAACACUGCGGUAAGGAUAAAUGGCUUUGUUCAUGUGGCACAACAUUUUCAAGGAAAGACAAGCUUUUUGGACACAUUGCUCUAUUCCAAGGCCAUACACCAGCUAUUCCUUUGGAUGAAACCAAAGGAAUGGCUGAGCCACCUGAUAUCCAGAACAGAGAAAGCAACAAUAAGGUAGAAAGUAUUAACUUCUGUUUUGGAUCAAAUUCUUCAAGUGAAAAUGUAGUUCAAAACAUGAUGGAUAUGAAAGGUAAUAAUGAUGAUCCCAUGAAUUAUUUCUCAUCAUUGAACUUCGAAGGCUGUAACUUUGGGGCGUUUAAUGAAUUCUCCCAACCUCCAUUUGAAGAUUCAGAUGGUUGUUUCUCUUUUCCCAUGUCAGGAUCCUUUAAUUAUGCUCCCAAAUUUGGUGGCGGUGAAUCAAGUUCUGACAAUCUGUAGUGACAAUUUAUAAUAAUGUUACUCUACAUCAUGUCUAUGUUUUCUUUAUUCCCCUGUUAACGAAUAAUCCUUUUGUUUUGUCAAAUUUGUAAAUCCAGGUAAUAUCAUGUACUCCCACCA
Molecule: messenger RNA, 1969 nt
Organism: Glycine soja
Lineage: Eukaryota; Viridiplantae; Streptophyta; Magnoliopsida; Fabales; Fabaceae
Product: protein SENSITIVE TO PROTON RHIZOTOXICITY 1-like
Exons: 2
Coding region: 320-1849 (509 amino acids)
Biological process (GO): response to aluminum ion; response to acidic pH
Source: RefSeq, a predicted model, not a curated record